CCCUGUAGAUUUUUACAUUUUAGGUAUGUGCGGGUGUAAUGAUUAAGAUGUCUUAGUGGUUCUUGGAUGGGGGGGACAAGACUACUGUGUGGUUGAUAUAUACAGUGUUCUUUCCUGGCUUUUACAGGUGACAUUGAAAAGCAACCAGAGAUCCAAAUAAAAAUAGAAUUAUUCUUUGGACUGCUUGGUGGUUACAUUAUAGCAAUAGCUGGCCACCGAAAGGGUGUUGUCAUCUACAUGACAGCCGAAGAGGUUGAGACAGCAGAAAAAACUAAGGAAGGUGGUCAAACAGAAAAACUUUCUUUUGAUUUAAUAGGUGGAACAGCACAAAACCCAAAGGUAUUUUGGAUCAGCAGCCGUAUACUCUAAGAACGAGCAUGACUGGUUGCGCCGUUAAAACCGACUUCGCAGAGAGAUUAAAGGAGGCUCACAGGCAUCUACUUUUUUCCACAAUGCCAAUGGGGGUGUCCUUGAUAAGCUGCCUGAAUAUUUCAAGAAGGCCUGGGAAGAGAUGAAUUUAGGGACUGCCCCCACAUUCAACAUGCUGCGUUCUUCCUGCUCCACUUAUGCUAACCGGCAGCUGGGACGCGAAACCUACCAGAGAGUGGCAGCAUUUAUGUGUCAUGAUGCUAACACAGCCAAAAGAUUUUACCAAGCGGAGGAUCCAGCAGAGGUCACACUCCGGAGCAGAGCAUUGACCACACGAGCAAUAUCAACAUAUGCAGCAAAAAAAGAGGAGGAGCAGGAGUCAUCGGAACCAGAUGAACCUGUGAGGAGAAGGCUGUACCAGCAGCACAGAAAAAAGAUGGUGAGAACAGCUGAAGAGGAGGGUGCAGGUGAUGUAAAAACAGCACUGGAUCAAACAGCAGAGAAUUCAGAAGAGGAGGAUGACACCAUGGCACAAAUAACUUACCAAUUGCGCAGAAAAAUCUUGCCCCCAAACCAGCAGAAAAAAGUAGAGGGUUGUUUGGAUCAUUUCAUGAGCUUUCAAUCAUGUCAAAUGUUUUUUUUGUCCUUUCCCUUUUCUAUAAACAGAAGACAGUGUCCUUCAAAGAGGAUGAUGGGAUGGACCAUCAUGGGGUUGAGUGCCCCGUCCUGCAAAGAGGAAAACACAUGGAGAGCUCAUCUGGAGAGGAUGGGACAGGUGACUGGAAACCCACGCAGAAUGACUCAGAUGGCGAUUCAGAAGAGUCUGAGGAAGAAGUUACAUGAAGGGUUUCCAACCUGCCUAAGAAAAAGAGAGUGAAGCGCUAUGUCCUGCAAAGACAGAAACAGAUAGAGAGCUCGUCUGAAGGAGAUGGGACAUACGAUUGGGAGGUUAAGCGGCCCAUCCUGAAACGCUGGGUGAGACUGGUCAUCAGUUCCAGUGCUGACACGCAUACCAGAAUCUCUCUAUCCAAAUUGAGCAAAAUA
This is a messenger RNA of Scatophagus argus, 1413 nucleotides long. RefSeq lists its product as uncharacterized. NCBI's taxonomy places the organism in Eukaryota, Metazoa, Chordata, Actinopteri, Scatophagidae. The transcript has 6 exons. Bases 512 to 1246 code for a protein of 244 amino acids. The record is from RefSeq and is a predicted model, not a curated record.